Molecule: messenger RNA, 2371 nt
Organism: Anastrepha obliqua
Lineage: Eukaryota; Metazoa; Arthropoda; Insecta; Diptera; Tephritidae
Product: ammonium transporter Rh type B-B-like
Exons: 9
Coding region: 538-1878 (446 amino acids)
Biological process (GO): ammonium transmembrane transport; ammonium homeostasis
Cellular component (GO): plasma membrane
Molecular function (GO): ammonium channel activity
Source: RefSeq, a predicted model, not a curated record
GUUGGGCGAUGCGGACGUACAUGCCAGGCAGCAACUAUAAGCGCAUAAUACUAUAGAAUAUUCGCAAAAGUUGCAAAGAGGAAGUGAUAUUUUUGAAACGUGUGGUAAAAAUCUCAAAUACGACUCAGUGAGAAUUUGUAAGGUAACCGCGAAAGUGUACAGCAUCGAAGCUCGCGUAACAAGUGCGAAAGUGUUUUAUAAAUUUUGAAUCAAUGCGGUUUAUGUGAUUUGCUUAUAAAACAGGCGAAUAACUUUGAACUUUAACUGAAUUCAAAUGCAUUGAACUGGUAAAACGUAUUAUAGCAUUUUGGCUGAGCGCACAUAUACAUACAUACAUUCACUUGUACACGUGUGUGGGCGUGAAGCUCAAACACUGAGCUACUAAUGCAGCUACUUAGCACAACCAUCUCAUAUUGAGCCUGACAAUUUCGUGGCAAAGCUAUACUACCUUGACUACGGUGCUGUCGGCUAACCGUGCACUUGUUUGCAUUGAAAUUCUUUCUUCUACUACUUUUGGCGUAUAUCCGCUGUGACAAGAUGCAUUCGCCUGUCACUAAAGUGACAGGAUUCGUGGCCCUGAUGAUUGUGCAAAUAAUUUUACUUGCACUCUUUUGGCUGUUCGUGCGCUACGGCAAUGAAGCAUUACCAAGCGAUGAAGGCAAAGAAUUACGUGAACAACACGUUUCCAUAUAUCCACCUUUCCAAGAUGUGCAAGUGAUGAUCUAUAUUGGCUUCGGUUUUCUGAUGACUUUCUUGCGCAAAUAUGGCUACAGUGCAACUGGUUAUACGCUCUUCUUAGCUGCGUUAGUCGUACAGUGGUCUAUUUUGGCGAAAGGAUUCUUUAAUAUGGAAGAUGGAAAAAUUAGCUUAUCGCUGGAAAACAUAGUCGAUGCUGAUAUUGCAGCUGCCGUUCCACUGAUUAGCAUGGGUGCAUUAUUGGGACGUACGACGCCCAUUCAACUGCUAUUCAUGGCUAUCAUUGAAAUAGUGCUAUUUGCAGCCAACGAAUAUGUCGCAUUGAACAUUUUUAGCAUAAGUGAUGUCGGUGGUUCAAUUACAGUGCAUGCAUUCGGUGCGUACUUUGGUCUGGCUGUGAGUCUGAUGCUACGCCCUGGCAAGGACCGGAACGAAGCAGGCAAAUACGAAGGAGCCAAUUAUACAUCAGAUAUCUUUGCCAUGGUCGGAACAUUGUUCCUGUAUGUGUAUUGGCCAAGUUUUAAUUCGGUGUUGGCCGAUGGCAGUGGUCAAGAGCGUGCCAUACUCAACACGUAUUUAUCAUUAGCAGCGGCAACAGUUACAACAUUUAUAGUGUCGGCACUUGUUAGUCACGAGAACAAAUUGGAUAUGGUGCAUGUGCAAAAUUCAACAUUGGCAGGUGGUGUUGCCAUCGGCACUGUUUGUAAUUUGCUAGUUGGUUCACACGGCGCUAUACUAAUUGGCAUCAUUGCCGGCUGCAUUUCGGUGCUGGGUUAUCGUUACCUCUCGCCCCUCAUCACAGCAACACUGGGUAUUCAUGACACUUGUGGCGUUCAUAACUUGCACGGUAUGCCGGCUAUUAUAUCAGCCAUUGCCUCAGCCAUCUUCGCCAGUUUUGUCACAAAAGAAAAUUACAAAUCCGAGUUGGGACAAAUAUUUCCAGCUAUGGCUGCUGCCCCACAGAAUAGUACUUCAACAAUGAUACUUGGGGGCUAUGACCGCACCGCCUCUGCUCAGGCUGGCUAUCAGCUUUGCGGCAUUGCAGUUACCUUGCUGGUGGCUAUUGUUGGAGGAAUUUUAACAGGCGCUGCGCUGAAAUAUACCGGCAUGCGCACUUUGUCAAAGGACGAGCAACAUCAGGAUGAAUUGUUCUGGGAAGUGCCCGAGCACAAAGAAGAUUAGUAAAGUGAAAAAUUCUGGAUUGUGCUUUGUUUUUGUUUUUUGUGUUUUUUUUUAUUUGAAAGUAUUCAAUACUUCGUAUGUAGAUUACUUAGUAAUAGAAGCAGUGCAGCAGUGGCUCUGAACUUCUAUAUAGUCCAACAAUUUAUGUUAUUUGUAUGCGUUUAUGCUUUGUAACCAUUUUUACUAGUUGUUAGAUAGUUUUUAUUUCCACAUUUUUAUGUCAACACUUAGUUAUUUCUAAACUACUGCAUUUGUACAGUAAAAUCGAAUAUGUAUUAUGUUUUAUACAAAAACGAAAAAUUUUGAAGAAUUUUCAGACCUAUUGCAAAUAUAAUAAAUGUAUGCACACGAGGGUUGCUAUUUAUAUUUCUGGAUUCAAGCGAUUCUAGUGAUGUCAGGCACCAACUGUCAUUUCCAUUGGAAAGUUUGACCCAAGUCAGAACGUUGUGCCAGAAACAUAAAGGGUAGCCCUCGUAUUUGUUUGAAACUGUAA